CCUCGAUUCUCUCUCUUUGUGCAGAAGAAAAACAAGCAUAGUAUUUUCUGGACUGCAGUCUCUUUCGAAGACAAGGUAGUAGAUUUGUUCCUGGGUUGGAGUUCGGAAAACUGAUGGAUAGUUGUCAGAUCUGAAAUAAAAUUCAGGAAACUAUCCACCAGUAUGAGUAGAAACCAGUUAAAGCCAGAGAAGUCUUCUUUGUCGUAUGCUGAUCUUCAUCAUGAAAUUAACAAACGUGAGGAAGACAGUAGUUCAAAAUCUUACCAGAAGCACCACAAGCAACCGAAUUAUGGAAGGGCAAGUGAAGAAGAUGAGUUGGUUAUGUACAUGUCAAAGUUGCCAGGUUAUUUGGAGAGGGGGAGAAAAAAUAACGAGAAAGCUUUAAAUGUUGGGGUUCUUGAUUGGUCCCGUCUAGAACAAUGGCAGUACAGUCAUAAACGUGUAUCACAUAGGAGUGGCAGGAGCUCGACAUCUAGUAAUACAUCCUCUUCUGUUUCGAGGGGCGGGUUAUCUGGUCCUUCUAGCACAGGUCAUAGUUGUUCUCCUUCUGGUCAAAGGAAAUUCCAUCCAUCACUGCAAACUCACUUUAUGGCAUCUCCAAUGGAAGGCCACUCCCAAGCAAUCAAAUCCUCUAGAGAAAGUGUUAGAGAUUGUCAGAAUUUUAGAGGUAACCAUAGUAAUGUUGACACACAGAGGAAAUAUGUUAGAUUUGAUGAUCAUCUUUCCCUGAACCAUGCUAAUAGUAGACUGGAAGGAUGUGACAGGAAAUAUUUGGAUCCAUGUACUGAUAAGGAAAGUGACAUCGAAGCAGCAUCACGUGCUAAGCUGGAAAUAUGCACUCAAGAUCGUGGAUUGGAAAAAAAGGUGGAGACUUUGAAAGAACCAAAUACUGAUAUUGUUAUGCAAGGUAUCCUCAGGAAAAGUGAGCCAGUUGUUCUUCUGCCUAGAGACAGCCCUCGGAAGAGUCAUUGUGGAGUUCCUGAUAUGCGAACUUCCUUAAUUCAGAAGUCUGAAAAUUAUAGUCGAUUGAGCUUUUCAGAAAAGCCUAAGGAGCUUUUCCAUAAAGAUCUCAAUUAUGAUAUUUUGCAAUCCUGUCCUCUUCCAGAUGAACUCAGCUGUGAUCAUUCUCGCCAUAGAUGGUCAGGGUCCAGUUCCAUAGAUCUGGAAAGUAUCAAACUUCCUGCUUCUGCUGUCUCAUCACCCUUAUCCACUUUCUCAUCACCCUUAUCAGUCAAAAUGGAAAUAAGCCCAUCCAGAUCUAGAAAAGAUGUGGAAAGAAAACAAUCUAUAGCCAAAACUUCAUCUGCAAAUGGGCCUCUCCAGGAAUUAGACCAAAAAGUAACAUCUGAAAAGUCAAGAAGCUCUUCACCUUUUCGUCGAUUAAGCAUCAGCAUUGGCUAUACAUGCAAAGGGUCUGCCUGUAAAGAGGGUGGGCAUGUGCCACAUCUGAGCUCCACAGCAGCUCUUAAAUCUAGUUCAGAAAAUGUGAGAGGUUUUGCUAGCUCUGAUAUUUCAGGCAAUGAUAAACCUGUUGAUGCCGGCAGAAGCAGGUCAAGCAAUUUAAGGAGGCUACUGGAUCCCUUGCUGAAACCAAAUACAGCAAAGAGCCGUGGCUCCUUGGAGUCAUCUCAGAAGGAUUCAGUGUUAAUAAAUAAGAAUUGUAGAUCAGCUAAUGGGAAUGUUUCCACUCUGCAGCCAGACAAAGAAAUGGACAGGGACCAUAGGGUCGGUUCCAGCCCAGUUAAUACCACUGAUUCAUCAAAGGACAAGAAGCACAUCCCAUCAAUGACUCAAGCUCUUCUGAGAAUUGUUAUGAGGAAUGGCAUGCCCCUUUUCACAUUUGCUGUUGAUCACACUGAUAGCAACAUUCUUGCAGCCACUGUGAAGAAGUUAGGUGCCUCAGGAAAAGAUGAAUGCAACUGUAUUUAUACCAUUUUCACCUUGAGGGAGGUUAAGAAGAAUAAUAGAAGUUGGAUGAAUCAAGCAGGCAGAAGCAAAGGUCCUAAAUACAUUCCCCAUGCUGUUGCCCAAAUGAAGGUUUCUGAUUCACACACUUAUGAUUUAACAGGCCAGAAUUGUGUGGACUCCUCUUCAAUAAAAGAGUUUGUUAUGUUUUCUGUAAAGCUAGGGCCAGGGGAUGGUCAGGCCAAUGACUAUGAGCCAAACAAUGAGCUUGCUGCUAUUGUUGUCAAAAUACCUAAAGCUAUCAGUUUCAUCAAUGAUCGUCAUCAGAGCAGUUGCCAACUUGUCCAUACAACAGUUGUGCUCCCAGGUGGGGUUCAUAGUCUUCCAAGUAAAGGUGGACCUUCAUCACUUAUUGAGCGCUGGAAAUCAGGUGGAUCAUGUGACUGUGGUGGUUGGGAUUUGGCUUGCGGACUUAAAGUUCUUGCUAAUGAAAAUCAAGCCUGUAGAAAGCCAAGGUCAUCCAAAGCUUAUUUUUCGGAUCAAAUUGAUCUUUUUGUGCAGGGGAAUAAACAAGAACUCCUACCGGCAUUUAGUUUUACCCCCUUUAAGCAUGGAAUGUAUUCAAUUGCCUUUGAUUCGUCACUCUCACUUUUGCAAGCAUUCUCCAUCUGCAUAGCAUUAGUGGAUAGUAAGAUGCCAUAUGAACUAUCUGGAUCAAGAAACUCCAUUGAAGGAAAAAAUCCAAGGGAAACACUAUCGGUGCAAACUGAGGAACUAAAGGCUUUUGGUAAAUUGGUGGACAUUCCUGCAAGUUAUGUUUGUUAUCCACCGCUCUCUCCUGUUGGUAGGGUCUAAGAUUAACAUGUAGUAUGGACAUGUCUCCGUGCGGUUAAAUGGGCAACAUGGCUAAACGGCAAUGAAUCGAUUGCUCACAGGGAUUAGUAACUGUUACACUCAUAUCUGCUGGCAUAUAGGUAAAUAAAUUAUAAGUUCAUGAUGACAGGAUCAUCAUGGCAAGCUAGAGUAUAAGAUUGGAGCAUGAUUUUAAUACUUUUCUUCAAUGUUUUUUCUUUUUUCCAACAGAAGCAAGUAUUCGUAUUCAAAAUGUACCAUGUGAUAAAACCAUCACUGUCAAAUACCAAUCAAUGGAAGUGUGAAUAGUAUGAGUAAAUUUGUAUUUAGUGUUU
Gastrolobium bilobum is the source of this 3092-nucleotide messenger RNA. RefSeq lists its product as uncharacterized. Bases 163 to 2760 code for a protein of 865 amino acids. Lineage: Eukaryota; Viridiplantae; Streptophyta; Magnoliopsida; Fabales; Fabaceae. The transcript is spliced from 3 exons. The record is from RefSeq and is a predicted model, not a curated record.